AAUAACCAAUUAGUGAAUUAGAAUUAGUUAAUAUUAAAGUCAAUUAGUGAAAUAAUAUAUGAUGUUACUCAGUAUAAAUUGUUUGGCCUUAAUAUUGUUUGGCAUAAACAGUAUAUAAAGAAUGCAAUUAAGUUGUUUUUUUUGUAAUAGUUUACGAUAGUUAUUUCAUCUUUGCUUGCUCUAGGAGUUGGUUUAUAUGUUUCAUAUGUUUGAGAGAGGUUACAGGGUCUGGAAUGUGAAAUUUAGUUGUGAAUAUGUUUUUUUCCCCCAGCCAGUGUAAGUAUUUGCAAAAAGAAAUGUAUGCUUAAUCAGAUUAGAGGAACAAAAGAAUACUAUAUUAAUCUGUUGAGACUAGGGUAGAUUGGAAAUAUGUAAUCUCUGAUUGUUGCUGUUUCCCUCCGUUCCCUAUUAAGUGUCGUUUUUAGCUUUACAAAAUGUGUCUUGAUUUUAGGUAGAACACAUUAAAAAUAUUAAAAUAAACUUGAUUAUUUAAUGAUGUGAUAAGAGAGAGAUAAUACUAAUAGAUGAAGUAAUAAGGUUAAAACAAGAAAAUAUUGUUAAAUAUUGUUUUUACAAUAUAUAUAGGUGGUAUAUAUUGUUUAUACAGGAAAUCAAUAUAUUACUAUAAUUAUAAUCGUGGCAUUUUUUAUGUUGUUUACUAAAUAGGAUCACAAUUGUUAAUGGCGAACACGAGUGAGAAACAAGUAAUAGUUUUCGCGGUGUAUGAAUUAGUCGAACAAAUGCAAGUACUGUUAACAAUGCUUAGUAGGAUCAUCCAUUUGCUUCUACGUCGCCGCCGGGUCAAUAAUAUUGUCGGUUCAUCGUAUAGUAUGAGGGGUAAGAUACCUGCUCAAGUCCGAAAUUUGACUUACAUAAUUGGAAAUCCGACAAUGGGUUCCGGAACGGUUACUUAGGUGUGUUGGAACAACACAUGGCUCUAAAAUUUCCCGGGACCGACAUUAAGGCGGAUCCUAUGAUUUUAUCAAAGCUUCACGUUUGGAAAAAACAAUAUGGCUCGCUUUCCCAAAUGCUUUCAACGUCGGGAUUUUGUUCGAAUGAGUCGGCGAACACCAUUGAUGUAAUCGACGAUCAAGUGUGGAACAAUUAUGUUAAGUUCGAUUCAAAUGCCCGGUUGAUGCGCUAUAAAUCAUGGCUAUAUUUCAAAGAUUGGACAAUCAUCUUUGGAAAAGAUCGGGCUACGGGGGAAAGUGCCGAGGCUCUCGCCGAUGCGAUCAACGAUAUAUCGAAACAAGAUAAAGAAGCGGGCGACGAUUCAAUGGGUGGAGACCACAUACCGCAACCUGCCAUGCACUCCAACGAGAAUGACUCGGAGAACAUGUCCUCAUUGCACGGUGAAGGUUACAUGUCUAACAUGCAAGGUGAAGGGACUUCAACCUCACAUCAAAGUAGGGGUAAAAAGAAAGGCAACAAGCGUUCCCGAAACGAUGACCUCGAUGGCCGUAUCGUGGAUAUGAUGGCGGAUAUGACUAGGACUUUUGCGGAGACUAAAACAUGCCUAGGCGAGUUGGCCCACCGUAUCGGUUUUGAGCACGAUGCGUCAACUACACAUGUAAGAAGGUGUUGGAUGCCCUAUCGCCGUUAUGUUUAGGUGUCGAGGAUAAGAUUACUGUCGCUAAAGCCGUUUGCAAUAGCCCAACCGAUCUCGACAUCUUUUUUGGAUUAAAUGAAACCGAAAAGGGGGUUAUGGUUCGAAUGAUCCUCGAAGGGCGCUACUUCGGUUAGCUAGAAUAUCAUCCACUCACAAGGUGAAGAAACUUUUUCCCGUAUUCGGACCCUA
This is a messenger RNA of Erythranthe guttata (spotted monkey flower), 1798 nucleotides long. The record is from RefSeq and is a predicted model, not a curated record. NCBI's taxonomy places the organism in Eukaryota, Viridiplantae, Streptophyta, Magnoliopsida, Lamiales, Phrymaceae.